AUGGAGAGGAGGGCGCGAAGCUCUUCCCGAGAGACCCACGGGCGAGGCGGCGGGUCUCCCCGCAAGGAGAACAAGAGGGCAAAAGCCGAGAGGGGCGGCGGGGGCCGCGGGCGCCGGGAUGCCAGGCCGGAGCGGACCGGCUCGGGACGGGCGGGGAGCCCAGGAGAGCCCCGAGCGCCCGCCGCCACCGUGGUGGAUGUGGAUGAGGUCCGCUCGGGCGAGGAGGGCACCGAGGUGAUGGCGCUGCUCGAGAGCGAGCGGCCGGAGGAAGGCAUCAAGACCUCUGGUUUAGGAGCCUGUGAGUGGCUUCUUGUCCUCACUUCCCUGCUCUUCAUCAUUAUGACCUUCCCUUUUUCCAUCUGGUUCUGUGUAAAGGUUGUACAGGAGUAUGAAAGAGUAAUUAUAUUCCGACUGGGACAUCUGCUUCCUGGAAGAGCCAAAGGCCCUGGUCUUUUCUUUUUUUUGCCCUGCCUGGAUACCUACCACAAGGUUGACCUUCGUCUCCAAACUUUGGAGAUACCCUUUCAUGAGGUUGUGACCAAAGACAUGUUUAUAAUGGAGAUAGAUGCUGUUUGCUACUACCGAAUGGAAAAUGCCUCUCUCCUUCUAAGCAGCCUUGCUCAGGUGUCCAAAGCUGUUCAAUUCCUUGUGCAAACCACCAUGAAGCGUCUCCUAGCACAUCGAUCCCUCACUGAAAUCCUUCUAGAGAGGAAGAGCAUUGCCCAAGAUGUAAAGGUUGCCUUGGAUUCAGUGACCUGUAUCUGGGGAAUCAAAGUGGAGAGAACAGAAAUUAAGGAUGUGAGGCUGCCGGCUGGGCUGCAACACUCACUGGCUGUGGAAGCCGAAGCACAAAGACAGGCCAAAGUGCGGAUGAUCGCUGCAGAAGGGGAAAAGGCUGCCUCCGAGUCCCUGAGAAUGGCAGCUGAGAUUCUAUCAGGCACUCCAGCGGCUGUUCAGCUUCGAUACCUCCACACCCUGCAGUCUUUGUCCACAGAGAAACCUUCCACUGUGGUUUUACCUCUGCCGUUUGACCUGCUAAAUUUCCUGUCUUCUCCUAGCAAUAAAGCUCAAGGAAGCCUCCCCUUCCCAAAUCCUCCCAAACCUGUUGAGCCACUAAAUCCUAGAAGGAAAGACUCUCCCAUGUUAUAG
Otolemur garnettii (small-eared galago) is the source of this 1149-nucleotide messenger RNA. It is a transcript of the gene NPHS2, whose product is annotated as NPHS2, podocin. The transcript has 8 exons. NCBI's taxonomy places the organism in Eukaryota, Metazoa, Chordata, Mammalia, Primates, Galagidae. The coding region runs from base 1 to 1149 and encodes 382 amino acids. Gene Ontology annotation, cellular component: plasma membrane. The record is from RefSeq and is a predicted model, not a curated record.